CGAUUAAUGGAUCCAUCAUCAUGCGUGCGAAUCAAAACAAAUUCGUUUAUAGAAGUUUGAAAUAAAAACAAAUUGUUUUCUUAAAAUAUAAUAUUAUUGGGAGUUUACAGUGAUUAUUUUAAAGUUCAGUUUGGGACAAUGUCCUCAAAACAGUUUAUCAGUAUAAAUAAUAAAUAUGAUCGGAUUGUAGUGCUAGUGGACAUGGAUUGCUUCUACUGCCAGGUGGAGGAAAAGUUGAAUCCGGAAAUCCGCGGUAAACCAAUUGCUGUCGUGCAGUAUAACCCAUGGCAAGGAGGAGGUAUUAUUGCAGUAAAUUAUCCGGCACGUGCCAAAGGAGUCACUCGGCAUAUGCGUGGUGAUGAGGCGAAACAGCACUGUCCGGACAUCGUUCUGCCACAGGUGCCGCAAAUUCGUGGCAAAGCAGACAUUUCCAAAUAUCGUGAUGCGGGUAAGGAGGUAGCCGCGGUUCUUCAAACAUUCACUCCUCUACUUGAGCGCGCCAGCGUCGACGAAGCCUACCUGGACAUUACCGAGCGGGUUCUGACACGGUUGCGUGACAUGAACGAAGGUAAAUUUCAACUACUUCCGGAGAAACUGGCCAACACCUUCGCAGUUGGCUACGACAGUAUCGGAGAAUUUGUACAAAAGAUUUCCGGCGACCUAGACGGCAGAACAAGUUCGCAAGAGUUGGAGAGUGAGGAAGAGCGCGUGGCUUUCAAGAAAAGUGACAUCAAGUUGCUGAUAGGAGCUUCUAUUGUCAAUGAAAUACGCUCGGCAGUGAAGGAACAAACUGGUUAUGAAUGCUCUGCUGGUAUUGCUCACAAUAAAAUUUUGGCUAAGUUAACGGCUGGGUUCCAUAAGCCAAAUAAGCAAACUAUUUUGCCUUUAAAAUGUAUUUCAAAAAUGUAUGACACCUUAUCAUUAAAGAAGGUCAAGGGGCUAGGCGGGAAGCUGGGAGAUCAGGUGUGUGAAGUUCUUAAGAUUCAAACCAUGAGUGAACUUGGCAAAUUUCCUGAGAAAGUACUACAGAGCCAUUUCGAUGAACGAAUGGGAUCUUGGAUGUAUCUAAUGGCCAAGGGAAUUGACUUGGAAGCGGUUACACCAAAGUUCAACUCCAAAAGCAUUGGGUGCUGUAAAAGAUUUCCUGGAAAAAAUGCUAUCACCGGUGUUGCUACAUUGAAGCAUUGGCUCGGAGAGUUGGCCAAUGAGAUUCAAGAAAGGUUGAACAAAGAUCUGGAUGAGAACAAUCGCAUCGCCAAACAAAUGACCGUAAGCUACGCUCAGCAAUUAGGGCAGAAUGAUGUUUCUAGUACAAGAAGUGUCUCCCUAAUUGAAUACAAUGCUGAACGAAUUGCUGCUGAUGCUUUGGAAGCCAUUAAACGAAAUACGGACGUAUUCCUCAAAAUCGAUAGCACUGGAGUAUUGAAUAAUCCUAUAAAAUUUCUUGGCAUUAGUGCUGGAAAAUUUGAGGACAAUGUCGCGGGGAGGAAAAGUGAUUUAAUGCAAAUGUUCUCAAACAUUGCCAAUAAAGUUAAAGAUGGAGAAUCAUCGAAAGAUGCUAGAAAAGAGGAACCGACAUUACCAACUCAACAGGUUAAAAGUGAUUCACCACAAGUUGAAACGCAUAUAGCAGAUAUUGGCACUACUGAUAACAGCACUUCUAAUAUGACCGAAACAAAAGGCAACAGCUCCAGGAAAAUGUCUAACACAAGUUCUAUUAAAAGUUUUUUCGGAAAAAGUGUUAAACAAAACACCAAUGUUGAGGAACCUGCCACAUCGACAAGUGACGAGCUCACAAUUGCACAAAUGGAGGCUGAACUGUUUGAAGAUUUGUCUGGGCCUUAUUUGAAUUCCACUCUACCUUUGGAAGCAGGAGCAAACUCGUCUCCAAAGGACGACAGUUGCGAACAAAAUCCAUCAUCGUCUACAAUUAAUACUUCGAAUUCAGUUGAAGAUGCACAUGAGGUACCUACCAUGGAACAUAGUGAAUCAACUUUAUUAGAGGUCAAAUCGGUGGAAUCCAUUAAUCAACAGCUUGAAGAUGUAAAGCCCGAUAAGCCUUCGACACAAAAAGAAGCGUCUCAGCUGGAUUACCAUCAAACCUACGCCGAAUUUAGCCGCCCAAUUUGCCUUCCAGAGCCAACGAAAAAAGUAUGUCCCGAGUGUGGAAACAAUGUACCUGAAAGUGAUCUACAGUCCCAUCUUGACUUUCAUUUCGCUUUGCUCCUUAGUCAGCAACAAAGAGAGGAGUUUCGCAAUGAAAUUAAAACUAAGUAUGUGUCCCCACUUCCUGCAGCUAAAUCCAAACCUGUUGCAAAUUCCCAACGGGUCAAACCAAAAGCUCCCCUGAUAGACAGGUUUCUGACGGUAAUCAAUACAGCAAGCACUUCAACUACAAAUGCAUCGACGACAGAGUGCUCUGAGUGCGGUAAAAGCGUUCCAACCGAAAACAUGCAAGAACAUCUGGACUACCACGCUGCCAGAAAGCUGCAAAUUGAACUCAAUAAAAUGGAAAUGAAGACGGUCAAAUCCAAUGGGUUUGGACCUGUCAGUAGCAAGAGCAGUGAUGCGUCCAAUGGCAGCCUCAAACGGAAACGACCUUCGUCGGCCUGCGAUAAAAACCAGCCAGCUAAGGUGAAUAGCCUGGCGGCGUUCUUUACUAAAAUGUAAUUUUAGUUAUUGGACAGCUUUAAAAGUUGCAACAAGUUACGUUGUUUUAGGAUUAUGUUUGAGAUCAUUAAAUUUUCUGAAUAAAAAUCCUGAUUUUAUUUUU
Armigeres subalbatus is the source of this 2773-nucleotide messenger RNA. RefSeq names its product DNA polymerase eta (gene DNApol-eta). NCBI's taxonomy places the organism in Eukaryota, Metazoa, Arthropoda, Insecta, Diptera, Culicidae. Gene Ontology annotation, biological process: response to radiation; error-prone translesion synthesis. The record is from RefSeq and is a predicted model, not a curated record. The transcript is spliced from 4 exons. Gene Ontology annotation, cellular component: nucleus; site of double-strand break; replication fork. Gene Ontology annotation, molecular function: DNA-directed DNA polymerase activity; damaged DNA binding. The coding region runs from base 139 to 2670 and encodes 843 amino acids.